Molecule: messenger RNA, 1410 nt
Organism: Fundulus heteroclitus (mummichog)
Lineage: Eukaryota; Metazoa; Chordata; Actinopteri; Cyprinodontiformes; Fundulidae
Product: olfactory receptor 5AC1
Exons: 1
Coding region: 121-1056 (311 amino acids)
Biological process (GO): G protein-coupled receptor signaling pathway
Cellular component (GO): membrane
Molecular function (GO): G protein-coupled receptor activity; olfactory receptor activity
Source: RefSeq, a predicted model, not a curated record
CAUGGCAAGUUUAGAUAAAUGAAUAAAAAAUAGUUGGAAUUGGCUGUCUAACUUUUAAUUUUUUUAAAUUGAUGCCUGUACUCUUUUGGGCUUUGACUGUGCACACUUUGAAAGAAGAUAAUGAAUAAUGAAAUGAACGUUACCUAUAUCUUUUUGGAUGGGUAUGUGGAAGUUAACAAAUACAAAUAUGCUUAUUUUUUAAUUAUGCUCUCUGCCUUUAUUCUAAUCAUAUGUAGUAAUUUGUCUAUUGUUUACCUUAUAUGGGUUAACAAAAACCUCCAUGAACCAAUGUAUGUUUUUAUUGCUGCGUUGCUAGUGAAUUGUGUUCUUUACAGUACCACCACUUACCCAAAGCUUUUGAUUGACUUUUUAUCUGAAGAACAGAGGAUAACUUAUCCAGCCUGUCUCCUUCAGUUUUAUUUAUUUUACUUUGUGGGGCCAGCAGAAUUCUUUCUAUUAGCAGUCAUGUCCUAUGAUAGAUAUGUGUCGAUAUGCAAGCCUCUGCUGUAUCCAACACUGAUGACAAACACCACUAUCACUGUUUUCCUUGUUUUCUCUUGGUUCAUGCCUGCUUUUCAUGCAUCAAUUCCACUAAUAAUGCUUAGUAGCACUAAAGUUAAACUCUGUAACUUUAAUAUUAAAGGGAUGUUUUGUAAUAAUGCAAUUUACACACUUCUGUGUACGAUGCCUAGGUCUCUUGCUAUAUAUGGUGUAUUUGCAAUACUAGAUAUUGUUAUACUUCCUAUACUUUUCAUUCUGUUCUCAUAUACAAAGAUCCUGAUAAUUUCUUACAGAAGCUGUAAAGAGGUCAGGAGAAAAGCAGCUGAGACGUGUUUACCCCAUUUGUUGGUGUUAUUCAGUCUGACUUUGUUGAGCGUAUAUGACAUAUGCAUUGUUCGAGUAGACUCACAAUUUUCAAAAACAGCUCGUUUAUUCAUGACGUUACAAAUUGUUUUGUAUCAUCCUUUAUUUAAUCCAUUUAUAUAUGGGUUCAAAAUGAAGGAAAUUUACAAACAUCUAAAGCAAUUGUUCAGGCAAGUAAGAGUUGUCCAGUAAAAAUCAGCAGUAAUUGUAAAUUGUAAAUGCAGUGAAUACUUCUGGCACAUUGUAUGUAACAUAUAUUCUUUAUAAGAUUAUGAAUAAUCUUCAGAAGUGGUAUUGUUGUUAUAUUGUGCUUUAUUUAUAUAAUGCAUUUGAAUCUUUAUAUAAGUCUACAACUGGGUCAACAUUUACCAAAUUAGGCAUUGUAUACAGUCCACUUAUUAUUUUGUAAAUUUACUUUCUGUCAUGCUUUACAGAAUGUAAUUUCCCAACCAUUUUUAUCUUAUUAUUUCCAUCUACUCUAACACUCAUUAUUUGCUCUUCUGUCUGUAAUCUUUAAACUCUACAAUGAAUAAAUAAUUAAAUGAA